Messenger RNA from Leishmania major strain Friedlin, 1905 nucleotides. RefSeq lists its product as hypothetical. NCBI's taxonomy places the organism in Eukaryota, Euglenozoa, Kinetoplastea, Trypanosomatida, Trypanosomatidae. The coding region runs from base 1 to 1905 and encodes 634 amino acids. The transcript has a single exon. The record is from RefSeq and is a predicted model, not a curated record.
AUGUCGUCGCCGUUCUUUGGCGAACAGCGAAAGACACGUCACAAUAGAUCGUGCAGCUCCUGUGACUCGCUGCCUCGCUAUGCCGCAUCCCCGCCAUGCCACCCGCAGUACGCAAAAGUCGACAGGGCAGCGCCAUCUGUAUCGAGCCCCACCUUUUCAUCUGUCCCGCCGUCGCCAAAGUUCCCUGCACUGUGCAUGCAUGCCAUGUCGCACACAAACAGCACCGUGCCGUCCAGCAAGCUUCCUUUCAGCAACAGUGUAACCGGCAACGGAGCAGCGUUGAUAGGAACGCUUGCAUCCUUCGACUCUGAGGCUCCACGAGGCAGGCCAGCCUCCGUUGCUGAAGAUGGUGCUGCGAGCGGCAGCAGCAGUGGCCUCUCGCGUGCCGCCGUGCUGAUGAGCGGCCGCGGUGACGCAUCUCCGCCCUUUUCUCCGCAGCCAUCUGGCUCUGUUCUAGCAGUCUUCUGCCCCCUCACUUCAAAGGCUUGGCAGUCGGGCACUCUACGCGACGGUAUCGCAUUCGACGUGGACACAACGUCUAAAGUUAGCACUAUAUCCCCGCAAACAGGUCUGCAGUCACCACUCCUCUUUUCGUCGGGCUGGUCGCAGCAGAGCGUCUCGGCGGCGGCACAAGGCACGCCACCCUCCUUCAUGGGUACGCCGGGCCAAUCCCUCAUCAGCGCCGGGGCUGAAGGCGACGACGCCGAAGACACGCCGCACAGCUGCGGCGCCAUGUACUCCCCCAACCACUCCGUGAGCCUCUUGCCGGCGCCCAAGGUUUUCGUGUCGGUUUACCCCGUGCAGUCGCCGGAGCCUUUUGCGACGAAAUUCACCGGCUCGCCUGUCUUCGAGGUUUCUCUUACGACACCACCAAGCAUCAGGGCACCGCAGACGGGGGCGGCGAGGGGUGCCGGCGCCACGCCAGCCCCGUCCUCGCGCUUGCCGUCGGAGUCGUUGGAGCAGUAUUCGCUGUUGCGGUCUCCGAUACUCCACUCGUUGACACCGCUAUCCAUCUCACCCAGUGCACCUCUCUCACCGGGGUUUGGCUGCAUUACGGGGACUGAGCCGAUGCAGAGUCGACUCUCGCGCCAUCGUCUAGCAACUUCAGCCGGGUCCGAGCAGCUUCCUGUGAGAACGAGCAACGACAUGCGAUCGCGCAAUGCCGCGGUUGCGUCGCCGCCGCCCGCCGCUGUGCCCUCCGUAAACAGUAAUCACGAAUCACUCAGUGAUCGUCUCGUCUCGCCCGCGCGGCGCAGCUAUCGCUGCCCACUGCCCAGCUCGAAUGAGGCGUCGCUCUCGUCGUUCUUCGCGGUGGACGAUGCGGGGCUCCACGCUAACCUUUCGAUGACCCAGGCGAGCGAAGAGGAUGCGGCACAUCGAGCCGCCAGCGCCACUCUUCCCCGCGUCUGCUCAUCCAAAGACACGGAAGCAGAAGAAGGCGUUGCCGCCGCCCUUGCUCCUGACACGACGGAUGACCCUUUUGAAGCCUUCUGGGAUAUUUCGCCUGCAGCCCAGUGGGGCGGCAGCGUCACAGAGAUGUUGCCUCGCAUCACGACAUCAUCAGCGCCGUUCGAAACAGGGUCUGCGUCCCGCAGCGUCACUGCCUUCGCGUCAGGGACCCAUGAGAAAGACAGCCAUUCAAGUGAAGAGUUCAACCAAAAUAACCGCCUCUCCUGCGUCUCCAUGGAGAGGCAUCGCAAUACCAUAUUGCAUCGACCUUCAGCGGCACAGCAGCGCAAUACCAUAUUGCAUCGACCCUCGGUGGUACAGCAGCGCAACUCAGUUAACAGAUCCGUCGAUACCCAGCGUACGACGAGCAAGACGAUGACGCUGCAGCAACGCCAGCGACGUUUUUCCCUGCAACAGGAGGACAGCAUUGAAAUCAAGCGAAGGAGUUACGCGUGA